UGCUCAUAUCACUAAGAACCCACCACACGAAAAUCGGUAGGGGCCCGGGUCCCCGGUCCCCGUUCCAGUCAUCUCUUCCGUUCCCCUUACCGUUCUUGUACUAGCGCCCAGAUCCCGUCGGAAACGGAACAACGUCUUCACCGACCAAAAAUUCCCCCGGACACGACCAAGGCCACCGAACGCCUCGCAUCACCUCACCUCGCUAUACAGGACUGAAGCUGUCUAUAGCUCCGCGAUCACGACGCACCAAACGCCCGACACCUCAAUCGACUCCUCUCCGAACCUCCCGACGAAACCGCCUGCCUCUACCAACCCCAUUUCGAGCCUAGAACCUCAACACAACCGACAUGGUCGUCCGCAUACGUCUCGCCCGCUUCGGGCGCGUCAACCAGCCCUUCUACAACAUCGUCGUCACACAAGCAAGAACAGCCCGCAACAGCAAACCAAUCGAAGUAAUCGGCACCUACGACCCCGUCCCCCGCCAAGACCCCUACGACGCGACCACUAAGCCGCACAAGGACAUCCGCCUCGACUCCCUCCGCGCCCGCUACUGGGUCGGCGUCGGCGCCCAACCCACCGAGACCGUCUGGCGCUUACUCUCCAUGGUCGGCAUCCUCCAGCCCAAAUUCAGACCAAACGGCACCGCCAACACGGCGACGGCGGCCAAGUCGUUGAGGACACCGGCCUCUCCGGCCAAGGCGGCGGCACCGGCGGAAUCAUCAUAGGCAUCAGCAUCGACGAUUUGUACGAAAUUUUUGCUCAGACGGAUGAGACGAGAAUGGUGUAGCCAAUGUCGACUGGGACUGUGUCGUGUAUCAAAAGCAUCAAAAAGCAACGCGCGAAUCGCUGGGGUUGCGAUUGGCUCUUUCACGCAUGAGAUUCGUGAUUGCGCAGAACAGAAGGGGGCUGAUGGUGGGAUUGUACUAUUAAGGCGAAAAGAGACGGCAACGGGCAGGCCAGAAACGUGUCUAGGGUGCGGCUCGGCUCGCCCACGGGUAUUGACGAGGGAAGGCGAGGUGACGAAACUAAGGCAUCCAGCAUCACGUCACAUUACAAGAGUUGUACGAUAUAACAACUGUAAAAAGACCAAAAUGUCACUCCCGAUUGAAGCUGAGUUUGAAGGCUAUCAAAAGGCCGCUGUGACUAUGAGCCAAUGGGCCGAGUCUGUCCUAGAAGCUGGUUCUAGACUAAAUAAUGAAAAAAAAAAAAAAAAA
Molecule: messenger RNA, 1214 nt
Organism: Colletotrichum acutatum
Lineage: Eukaryota; Fungi; Ascomycota; Sordariomycetes; Glomerellales; Glomerellaceae
Product: ribosomal protein S16
Exons: 2
Coding region: 348-725 (125 amino acids)
Biological process (GO): mitochondrial translation
Cellular component (GO): mitochondrial small ribosomal subunit; ribosome
Molecular function (GO): structural constituent of ribosome
Source: RefSeq, a predicted model, not a curated record